AUGAGUGAAAGAAAUAGUGGCGUGACGGAAAGAUACCCACUCGGUUUUCUGUCAUUCAAGGCCACUCGCCGAGCCACAAAACCAAUGCUGGUCACAGCACAGAUGAUCCACUCGGUUGUCUACUGUUCUAGUGGAAUUCGAAAUGGAUGGGACCCUGAGCCAACGUUCAUGGAUGGAAUGGAACUAAUCACAGGACCAUUAAAUAAAACAGAAACUUCCACCAAAAGAGUGCUGAGAAAAAGAAAUCGAUACAACUAUGCUGAAAUAUCAUUAGAAGAGGAGGUGGAUUCAGGUGAUGAAGAGAAAUCAAAGAGAACACGUGAGAAUCCAGCGCCCAAUUCUCUCCCAAGCAUACCAAAUUAUAAUGAGAAUAAUGAGAGCGAGACUGAUGAAAGUAAUGAAAACAAUUAG
Messenger RNA from Dentiscutata erythropus, 411 nucleotides. The record is from the annotation of a GenBank genome assembly. Lineage: Eukaryota; Fungi; Glomeromycota; Glomeromycetes; Diversisporales; Gigasporaceae.